UGCUCUUCUUUUCGCGUAUCGCUGGAAAUUAUCGGUUCACGACGGCGUGCCUGUUCACGAUAGAGCAUAUUGAGGGUGACAAGAGCGAUCAAUUAUAGGGCACAGUGGUUUUGGGAUUACUCCCACUAAUCAGCAACCAUGGCGUCUAUAUUAAGGCAUAUCGUCAAGAAUGAGGCCAUGAAAACUGACCCGAAUGAAAUUUACGGAUGGAGGGUUUAUCUUCUAGCUUGCUCUGCCUGUUUCGGCGCCAUGUCUUUUGGUUGGGACAGUGGUGUGAUUGGCGGUGUUAUUAACCUAGACUCAUUCAUCGCUGCAUAUGGCCUAGGAAGUAAGGACGAUGUCGCGACAGCCAAUCUCCAAGGAAAUAUUGUGUCUGUGUUACAAGCAGGAUGUUUUGUAGGCGCUCUUGCUGCUUACCCCUUAACCGAUGCUUUUGGUCGCCGACCUUGCUUGAUGGCCGCCGCUCUAUUUACUCUCUCCGGUGUAGCCAUGCAGGCUGCUGCUUCUGGUCAUCUUGAACCCAUGUACAUUGGUCGAUUCAUUUCUGGUCUCGGUGUUGGCGCAUCUAGUGUUAUUAACCCAAUCUACGUCACCGAAAACGCUCCUCGUGCUAUCCGUGGUCUACUCACUGGUAUGUACCAAAUGUUCAUCGUAACCGGUGGCAUGAUCGCAUUCUGGGGUAACUACGCCGUCAGCGUGCACUUGAGAGGCCCCAAGCAAUACAUCGUACCUCUCGCCAUCCAAGGUCUUCCCGCACUCCUCCUCUUCUCACUUAUGGCUAUCUGCAACGAAUCACCUCGAUACCUAGCGCGUAAGGAUAAAUGGGAGGAAGCCAAAGCAGUGCUAGUACGCAUCCGAAACCUGGCCCCCGACCACCCAUACCUCCAAGACGAAUUCCAAGAAAUCGCAGACCAACUCGAGUACGAACGACGACUCAUCGGCGAAGCAACAUUCUGGUCUCUACAAAAAGAAAUGUGGACAGUCGCCACGAACCGCAAGCGCGCGAUCCUAAGUAUCGUUCUCAUGAUCUGCCAACAAAUGACCGGCACCAACGCAAUCAACGUAUACGCGCCACAAAUAUUCAAGAACCUCGGUAUCACCGGAACUUCCAACUCGCUUCUCAGCACCGGCGUCUACGGAAUCGUAAAAGUGGUAUCAUGCGGUUUAUUCCUCCUCUUCAUGGCAGAUUCCCUAGGCCGUCGCCGAUCCCUCCUCGUAUCAUCCGUCGGACAGGCGUUUUGCAUGUUCUACAUCGGCUUAUACGUACGCAUCUCACCCCCCGUCGACGGCGCGCCAGUCCCGCCUGCCGGAUACUUCGCACUCGUGUGUAUUUUCGUGUUCGCCGCAUUCUUCCAAUUCGGUUGGGGUCCCGCAUGUUGGAUUCUCGUCUCCGAAAUCCCCGCCGCACGUUUACGACCCAUGAACGUCGCGCUCGGCGCCGCUACACAAUGGUUAUUCAAUUUCGUCGUCGCGCGCGCUGUGCCUAACAUGUUAGCCACUGUCGGUGACCACGGAUACGGCACAUACCUGAUCUUCGGCAGUUUCUGUGUGCUUAUGUUUUUCUUCGUCUGGUUUUUCAUCCCCGAGACUAAAGGAAUUUCGCUUGAACAGAUGGAUCAACUCUUUGGUGUUACGGAUGGCGCGAAGCGAGAUGUUUCGAAGGUUGAGGUUGAAGAGCAUUCGAAUAGGUCGGAUGGUCGAAGCGUGUAAAGCGGAUUGGGAGCGAAAAUACCCUUUGAUAUUGUAAACCUAUUUAUAGGUUAGCUAGAAUUGAAUCGAAGCAUUUUGAUCAGCAUUUCGAUCCGAAGUCCCUGAAUUCUUGAAAACAUGCAGGUUCUUUUUCUUUCUUGUCGUCUUUCUCGUGUUCCUCUG
Hypoxylon trugodes is the source of this 1872-nucleotide messenger RNA. Its product is annotated as general substrate transporter. Gene Ontology annotation, cellular component: membrane. The transcript has 4 exons. Gene Ontology annotation, molecular function: carbohydrate:proton symporter activity. Lineage: Eukaryota; Fungi; Ascomycota; Sordariomycetes; Xylariales; Hypoxylaceae. The coding region runs from base 139 to 1710 and encodes 523 amino acids. The record is from RefSeq and is a predicted model, not a curated record. Gene Ontology annotation, biological process: carbohydrate transport; transmembrane transport.